Molecule: messenger RNA, 894 nt
Organism: Hibiscus syriacus
Lineage: Eukaryota; Viridiplantae; Streptophyta; Magnoliopsida; Malvales; Malvaceae
Product: SEC14 cytosolic factor-like
Exons: 9
Coding region: 115-879 (254 amino acids)
Source: RefSeq, a predicted model, not a curated record
AAAGAGAGCAAGGAGGAGAGAUAAAAGCAGAACUCGAGUUCAGUUAAAGCUUUAGUUUUUUGUUAUCAAAAUUUGUUCUUUUACAUUUUGUUUUUGUUAAUUUUUGAGGAAGACAUGAGCAAUGUUCAUGAAGAAGCUAUCAAGAAAUUUGUGUCUUUGAUGGAAAAUGUUGACGAGAAAAUGAAGGGCACAUUUCAGAACAUGCACCAUGGGCAUCUAGCUGAAAAUCUAGAGAGGUUUCUGAAAGCAAGAGAUUGGGAUGUUCAGAAAGCCUAUAAAAUGUUAACUGAUUGCUUACAAUGGAGAAUACAGAAUGAAAUUGACACUAUAUUAUCAAAACCAAUUAUUCCAGCUGACUUAUAUAGAGCAGUGCGAGAUUCUCAGCUUGUAGGAUUGUCGGGUUACUCAAAAGAGGGUCUUCCUGUCAUUGCUCUCGGUGUUGGGCUCAGCACAUAUGACAAAGCAUCCCCUGCGGCCCAGAGAAAGUAUGGACGACAUAUUGGAACGUGUCUGAAGGUUUUGGAUAUGACUGGCUUGAAGCUUUCGGCAUUGAACCAAAUAAAGCUACUGACUACUAUAUCAACAAUUGAUGACUUGAAUUAUCCGGAGAAAACAGAGACAUAUUAUAUUGUCAAUGCGCCAUACAUAUUUUCAGCAUGUUGGAAGGCUGUUAAACCUCUCUUGCAAGAAAGGACGAAGAGGAAAAUUCAGGUGCUUCAAGGUUGUGGACGGGAUGAGUUACUCAAAGUAAGAAAACACUCAUCCGUGCAUGCUCAUAAAACUCUCUUAAAAUCAUGUUUUCGUUUUUUGAAUAGCAGCAAUACUCUCUUGUUCUUUUGGAUGCACAUACCACCUCUUAUUGGUGGUUGUAUGAAUUAACUGCGCUAAGUUUCG